CUUCCGUUGGUAAAACAGGUCCUUCCCAUCCUUAAGAGCCAAGAGGAAUCUGUGCAACAUUGCUAUACGCUUACCAUGAUGACAGCCAUCUUAGAACGGAUCAGCACUCUGUCCAUCAGCGGGCAACAACUCCGUCGUCUCCCGAAGAUCUUGGAAGAAGGCUUCCCCAAAAUGCCCUGCACUGUCAAAGAGUCGGAUGUGCCCCAACUCUUCCGGGAGCCGUACAUACAAGCUGGUUACCGCCCCACGGGUCAAGAGUGGCGCUACUACUUCCUCAGCCUCUUCCAGAAACACAACGAGGUCGUCAAUGUCUGGACUCACUUGCUGGCUGCCUUGGCUGUGCUUUUGAGGUUUAAUGCUUUUGCGGAAGCCGAGGAGCUAUCGUUGGAGGUCCACUCCUUGCCUCUCUUCAUCUUCGUCCUCUCCUCUGUGACGUAUCUGACGUGCAGCCUCUUGGCUCACCUCUUGCAAUCCAAGUCAGAGAUGUCGCACUACACUUUCUACUUUGUAGACUACGUUGGGGUUAGCAUCUAUCAGUAUGGAAGCGCCCUGGCCCAUUUCUACUACAGCUCUGACCAAGCGUGGUACGACAAGUUCUGGCUUUUCUUCCUGCCGGCGGCUGCUUUCUGUGGGUGGCUGUCUUGCACCGGCUGCUGCUAUGCCAAGUACCGUUACCGACGCCCUUACCCCAUCAUGAGAAAAAUAUGUCAGGUGAUCCCAGCAGGGCUGGCAUUCAUCUUGGACAUCAGUCCUGUGGCGCACCGUGUGAUCGUGUGCCACCUCGAAGGAUGUGAGGAGACGGCUGCCUGGUACCACACCUUCCAGAUACUUUUCUUCCUGGUCAGUGCUUAUUUCUUCUCUUGCCCGGUUCCUGAGAAGUAUUUCCCAGGUUGCUGCGAUAUUGUCGGCCACGCCCACCAGAUUUUCCAUACCUUUCUGGCUAUCUGCACACUCUCUCAACUGGAGGCCAUUUUUCUGGAUUACAAAAACCGGCAAGAUAUUUUCCUCAGGCGGCACAGUCCCCUCUCUGUCAUCCUGUCCUGUGGCUCCUUCUUUGGCCUAGUGGCUUGCAGCGCUGCCACCGCGCACCUCUUGCAGCGCAAGAUUAAGGUGGAACUGGCCAGAAAGGAAAACUGAGGCUCUAUCGAGUGGGCAGAGUUCAGUCCCAGUUGGCUUAAAGCAAACCAACAGAAAACAACUACAUCUAAAUACUAUAAUAUAAAUGAACUUAACAACAUGAUUUGCCUCUGUAUAUUAUAAGCAAGGAAUUAUUGCAGUCUGGAACUACAAAGCUGCCUUAUGUCCUAAACAUUUUUUUAAUUAUUAUUGUGACUGCCUGUUGCUGGGCAAAGGGCAUUUAAGACACCUAAACUGAAGAUGUUGUUUUAA
Molecule: messenger RNA, 1389 nt
Organism: Eublepharis macularius
Lineage: Eukaryota; Metazoa; Chordata; Lepidosauria; Squamata; Eublepharidae
Gene: PAQR8
Product: progestin and adipoQ receptor family member 8
Exons: 2
Coding region: 76-1137 (353 amino acids)
Biological process (GO): response to steroid hormone
Cellular component (GO): plasma membrane
Molecular function (GO): nuclear steroid receptor activity; steroid binding
Source: RefSeq, a predicted model, not a curated record